Messenger RNA from Dinoponera quadriceps, 1341 nucleotides. RefSeq lists its product as uncharacterized. The record is from RefSeq and is a predicted model, not a curated record. The coding region runs from base 488 to 1222 and encodes 244 amino acids. NCBI's taxonomy places the organism in Eukaryota, Metazoa, Arthropoda, Insecta, Hymenoptera, Formicidae. The transcript is spliced from 2 exons.
ACUUGGCAUAAGACGAACGGAUAUUUUGACUGUGGAAAACGCAAAAGUGAAGAGGUUGAGUCCGAAAAGUAACACGAAGUAACACGAAAGAAACUAAUUAUAACAUCGUCCCCGAAUUCACGUGAACCAACUCGAAGAAGAGAAGCUUUAAACUGUAAUUCAAUCGACCAAUGAUAGUCGAGAAUAUCAUGCGAUUGGCAAGGUUUGGAAGUCUCGAUUGGCCAAUUUGCUUACUAUUUGUGUUUUUUUUCUCGGUCGAUUUAAUAUAUACAACAUUUAAUAAAUGCAAUUAUUGUAUCACUUAUUUUAUAUAAAAUAUUCAUAUGCAUAUACAACAUUUUACUUUGCGUAUCUAUCAAACUAAUCUCUACAGCGAUGUCGAAUUUCUGUGAAUUUAUCACGUAAUUUGGUACGAUAUUUUAAAGUUACACAGUGAAUUAUUCGGGUAAUUCAAACUACAUAUAUAUUCACAUACCACACCACAGUUAUGGGAAGAAUUUGUUGCAUCUCAGGAUGUACCUCGGGAAGAGAUGCACCUUCUCAUCAGAUACCCAAGAAUCCAGAGCUCUUCAAAAAAUGGAAGAGUAUGAUUUAUUCUGAGAAAAUUCAACACCUGACCGAUGAGCAGAUAAGCAAGUGCGUUGUUUGUUAUCGUCAUUUUGCAAAUGAGGAUUAUUUAGUAACUUACAAAGUGAGAAAGCUGAAACGUGGUGUUCCACCUUCCUUAAAUUUGCCAAACAGACCGAUUCAGAGAGAAUUAAUAUCAGAAUCAGAUACAAACGUAAAUAUAUCUACUGAGAUAACAUCAACAAUAAAAACAGAAGAAACAUUUGUGCCUGGAUUAUUUGAGGAUCUUCCAGAAACAUUGGAACCUCCUUUGCUUAAACAACCAUCAACUCUUCAAGUAAUCUCUGAAGUGGACCAACAAUUAGACAUGAGUAUGAAUCAAACCAGUUUGACAGUAUACAAAACAAGUCAUAGAAGCAGAAUAAUGACAAGAAAACAAACAAGAUUAACAGAAAAGCAAUUGAUAUUGCUCAAAUGUAAAAAACAAGCCGAAAUUUAUACAAAAACACCUACGAUACAAAAGCUCUUAUCUUCUUUAACAGCCACUAAAAAAUCAUUUCUUCAAAAUAAUAUACGAAGGUCAAAAUAUUUCCCUAGAACAUACAUAAAACUGUAUCACGAUAUCGCUAAGGCGAAGGCUCUCGGACAAUUGUAAAAUAUAUUAAUUUUAUAUUAUUCUAAAAAGGAGACGAAGGUUUGUCAAGGCACCGAGGAUCUAUUUAGAUUGCGGCCCGAUUCCCAUUUCCAACGCUAUAAAUAUGAAUCGGACUGCAG